AUGCGUUCAACGUCGUGUGUCGAAAAUCGCCGUCAAGGGGUCUCUUCUUCUGGGAAGAGUCAUGAGAAUGGCAUGUUUGUCUUUGAUGCCAAACCAUCUACCGGUGCACCUGAGGCUGCCCCUGCUCCGGUGCGGGGGGAGGAUUCUGAAAUUAAAGCCUUGAGAGAUAGAGUCCGGGCUUUGGAGAGUGCGUUGGCUACGUCCGCGUCGGGAUCUUUUAGUCGCCAAUGCGGUCCGGGUGUGGAUCGUGAAGAGGAAAAUCGGGAUGAUGAUGAUAUCCAACCUCUCGCGGAGAACUGCUUUCGCAGGAAGAAUGGCAAGACUCGUUUCUAUGGUAGAUCCCAUUGGAUAUUGACCAUGUCGCAUUUUCAUGAUGUACGGGAGUUCUUGGAAUUUGUCCAUCAGACGAAGCGGAAAUCCGCCGGAGAAUCUCAAUCAGAGUAUCGCAAGUUGAAGCAGCUCAAGGCUGAGAUCUCUUCCAAAGAGCGGCAAGAGUAUCAGUUACCGUCGCAUUUGCAGGCUUUCCGGCUGCAUGAAAUUCUUCCGGGGCGCGAGAUUGCAGAUCAGUUGCUCCAUCUGUACCUGUCCACUUUUGAAACUACCUAUCGUGUCUUGCAUGUUCCCAAGUUUCUCGAAGAGUAUAAUGCUUACUGGGCGGGAUCGCAAGAGGCAAAUGGCGCGUUUACCGCUAAGCUCUUAGCCUUAAUGGCAUGUAGCACUUGCUUUUACAAUCCCGGUGAUGGAGAAAGUCUAGAGGCGGAAGUGUCGCUGAACAAGACAGCCCAUGGAUGGGCAUUGGCGGUGCAGUCGUGGGUCUUUUCUACGCUGGGUAAGGAGCGGAUCAAUAUAGACACGGUACAGAUCCAGUGUCUUCUUCGAAUUGCCGGCGAGGCCAAUGGGUUCGAAGGAGAAUUGGGAUGGGUUUCAUCUGGUUCUCUGGUGAGAAAUGCGAUGAUGAUGGGUCUGCAUCGGGACCCCUGUCAUUUCCCAAAGGUCUCCAAGUACUAUGCGGAGAUCCGCCGGCGUCUUUGGACUACGAUUGUCGAAUUGGAUAUGCAGGCCGCUCUUCGAAAUGGAAUGCCCCCUUCCAUCUCCCUUGACAGCUACGAUACAGUGUUGCCUGUCAAUAUAGAUGAUGAAAAAUUAUCCGAGACAAUGGUCGACGAUCCUGUUCCGACCGAUCUCGCUACUAAUUUUACUAGGACGUCCUUUCAGCUCAUUCUGGCCCAAUCGUUUCCAAUUCGAACGCGAAUUUCGAAACUAGUCAACGCCAUGAAGUUUGACUUGGACUACGACGAAGCUUUGGAGUUGAGCCAAGCUCUUAUCGAGAAACUGCAUACAGUGCCAUUUUAUUUUCGGGAUGACGGGAAUAUCAAAUCUCUCCAUGGCGUCCCUAAUAGUUUCACUUUUCCAAUCUCUCUCCUCCGCCUUGUGAUACACCAGUCUCUACUAGUCCUCCAUCGGCCGUUUGCGUUUGGAUCUUCCAAAGGCCGGGGAGGUCCAGCGCGGUUCUUCUACUCUCGGAAAAUCUGCACGGAGUCUUGCCUGGCGCUACUGGCACCCCUCACCUCUGUGGCUCCUGAUUUCCCUCGAUUCUCUCCCCAGAUCCUGCGCCUGAAAGGCAGAAUGCUUCAAGAGGAAUUGUUGCAUGCAGCGCUUACAAUCUGUCUCGAGCUUAAGUCGGCUACUGAUGACAUUGGCUUGCCGGCCCUCCCAUCGGACGGAAACAUGAUCCGAACGUCAUUCGGCGAAUUCACGGAUUCUCAACGGGAAAUCAUGAUUCGGGCUGUCGAAAGCACUAUUGACUAUUUCGCAAAUAAGAUCCAACGGGACAAGGAGGGAGGCAAGAGUUUUCUUUUUCUAUGUCUUGCAUUAGCGUCGGCCAAGCGCCGGCUUUUCCACCCAGCCACGCAGGUCAUUCCUUAUUUCCAAGCCGUCUGCAUAAGAGGGAUAAUGCAGAACAAGGCCUUAUUGGGCGGCGCCUCCUGGGUUGAACUUAAGCAUGAUGUGGAUAAUUGUACUUUUCAGCCCGGCGUUGUCAAUAAUGAACCAGACGGGACUUAUGCAGGGAAAGGACAGGGGGAGAUGCUGCGAACGCCAGCGACAUCGCUGGACGAAAGUUUUUUCCUCGACUUUGAUGUAAGCAAUCUCAUCGAUAUACCUGAAUUUGGGAUAUCAGACCUUCAAAGUCUUGAGUUCCUGUGA
Messenger RNA from Monascus purpureus, 2205 nucleotides. The record is from the annotation of a GenBank genome assembly. Lineage: Eukaryota; Fungi; Ascomycota; Eurotiomycetes; Eurotiales; Aspergillaceae.